AUGAAUGGGGAUGAAAGAAAUAGGAAAGAAGUCAAAUCAGAUGCCAGUUAUGAAGAGAUACGGGGUAAUGAUAGCAGCAAAAAUCCUAGACAUGAAGAAGGGCAAUCUCGAAAUUCACAUGAAAAAAUAGAGGAGCAGAAUUUUGUGCCUAAUAACAGGUGCGCCGGCCAGAAAAAGCAACCCGACAGCAGGUCCGACCCCCUCUGCUGCCUCGACUAUGUAUUUCGUCCAACUGUUUCUAAUCCAGAAAGGAAGGCUAAUCAUACUAAUGCUCCAAUUGGUUUUUCGGGAGGGUUUGGACGGGUUUCGGGUGUUGUUGACUCAGAAGAUGAACUAACCCAUCCUCCAGGCUUUUCAAAUUGUAAUAGUUUUGUUGUUUGUUCGGAUGAUUCUUAUAAUAAAGGUUCUUUCUUAAGUGAGAUUCAAAAAACAAUGGAGAUGGGAAAGGCAAUGGGAUACGAUUUGGAGGGAUGCUAUGACCUGGUAAAAGAAAUCGUUAAAGGUAAUGGAUAA
Lactuca saligna is the source of this 513-nucleotide messenger RNA. NCBI's taxonomy places the organism in Eukaryota, Viridiplantae, Streptophyta, Magnoliopsida, Asterales, Asteraceae. The record is from the annotation of a GenBank genome assembly.